CGCGCAGGUCAUGGUAGAAACGCCGGGGAACGACUAAAUCGAAAUUCCCAAGCCUUGUCGUAGUUACCUAUGGUUUAUCGUACUUUCCAGUUGUUUUGGGAGUAGUGCGGCGAGAAGAUGAGUCACUUAGUGAAAUCGCUACCAAAGGGCGAUGGUACAACAUCCACGAAUCAUGGGUCGACCUUUGAGGUGUACAGCUUGGCGCUGGUCCUCUUGAACAGCUGCAAGCUUAAGAAAAAGGUGAAGGUUUGGAUCAACAAGGUGGAGUAUCAUCCUUGGGACGACCUUGUCAUCGAAAUUGAUGGCAAGAUCAUCUGCGUCCAAUUAAAGCACACGAAGGACUUCAACUACUCCAAAUUGGAGGAGUAUAUGUCGCAACGUGAGGAGGUCAUCAAACGGAAUAAGUUGGAGGAAACGACUGUAGUUUUCAUCUUUUCGUCCGUGUGUGGAGAUAAAAAGGCUUUGCACAAAUACGAGAAGGCUGAUCCAAACCAAGAGAUCCUCAAUCUAAUCCUGACCGGAAAGCAGCACGUUUACCACGAUCAGCACUUUGGACACGAGACGUUUUUGUGUAUGAAGCAGAUGAACGUAAUCGGUAUCGACAUUAGAAUUAGGGAUGCGCUGAAGGAGUAUAUAGGGAUACAAAAUGUAUCGAAAGACUUCCUCAAAACGGUCCAAGUUGUCUUGGUGGAGUACAUCCAGAAUCGUUACUAUCGUCUAAUUAAGGAGAACGAGCCGCUGACUUCGGAGGAGUUAACUGAGCAAUUGGGUUACAUUCUGCUCAAUAAAUUUAAGAUCCCCCUGUUAAUAGGCACUGGCACCGGGAUUACCAACAACCUCAGCGAGAUCCUGCCGAAAUCCAACAUCAUCGCCUUGGACCACCGUUCCAACACGAUCCUCAAAAGCGACAUUUGGAAUCACUUGCUGUUCGCCCUCAAGAAAGAGUCUCGUAAAAUGAAACAGGAAACAAUCGACUCACUGUGGAUGACCGGAAAGCUCCACAUGCCCCUCUCCUCGCCCGACAUUCUCAGCGAUCGCGAAAUUCUGCGCGCCUUAGAAAUUCUCGAUUUCGCACCAAAGGUGCUCGUCCUAAGGCCUCGAGUGUUCCACGCCAAAAUCGAGCAGAAGGUAUUUACGAUCAUGCAGAACGUUCAGCCGGAAGACUACGAGCUUCGGUUCACAAGCGGAAGCGAGACGGAAACGUUCAAGUGCAGCCUGGUGCAGUUGGACAAGGUCAGAAACAGCAAGGUGCUGCACCAGGAUUUCUUCGGCAAGCUCGCGAAGAAAUUCACCGGAAAAUCUAUGCUCGAGGCGCACGACGAGUACCACUACGUCAACGACCUCAACGCGCACGGUGACGAGAUCUGCACGGCCCUAAUCUUCUGCAUCAAACUGCCGAAGCUUGAGAUUAAAGUGAUCGAGCACCUGAUCAGCCUGGGCGCGAACGUCGACGCGGCGAUCGCCGGCGGACACGGUCCCCUCUACUUCGCCCUGAAGGCGAACCGGCUCGACCUCGUCCGGGUGCUACUCGAACACGGCGCGAACCCGAACGCCGCCGACAGGUACGGCAAUCCGCCCCUCUACUACGCCGUCGCCGACCAAAAGCUGGACAUGGUCGAGACGCUCGUGCGACACGGCGCGAACGCGGCCGCCGCCGACUUCUACGGCGACUUUCCGAUAUUCUGGGCGUACGCGCUGCGAAACUUCGCGAUUAUGGAGGCGCUGCUGCGCAAGCUCGACAGACCGUCGGCGGCGAACGCGAAGGGUUCGCACAUCCUGCACGUUGCCGCCGCCGACGGAUGCGUCGAGUGUCUGAGGUGCGUCGUGAGGUGCUGUUCGGACAUUGACGUAUUCAUGACGGGAGAUUAUUACGGGAAAACGCCUGCGGAUAUCGCCAGGGAGGGUGGGCACCGGGAGUUUGUGAAGGUUUUAGAGGAUGCUGUCGCUAACCGGACGCAAACGUGAUCAUUUUAAGACUGUGUAUUAAAGACAUUUAUUACUGACGAUCAGCUGUGAUAGGUUUUAUGCCGAACUCGUCU
This is a messenger RNA of Photinus pyralis (common eastern firefly), 2039 nucleotides long. RefSeq lists its product as uncharacterized. Gene Ontology annotation, molecular function: RNA binding; protein binding; RNA nuclease activity. Bases 118 to 1965 code for a protein of 615 amino acids. The transcript has 3 exons. NCBI's taxonomy places the organism in Eukaryota, Metazoa, Arthropoda, Insecta, Coleoptera, Lampyridae. Gene Ontology annotation, biological process: RNA processing. The record is from RefSeq and is a predicted model, not a curated record.